Molecule: messenger RNA, 1593 nt
Organism: Closterium sp. Naga37s-1
Lineage: Eukaryota; Viridiplantae; Streptophyta; Zygnematophyceae; Desmidiales; Closteriaceae
Source: the annotation of a GenBank genome assembly
CUGUUCCAUUUGCGUCCACAUUUCCCCGCUGCUGCAAGGAGAAGCCAUCCCCCAUCUCCCUCCUUGAUCUACCAACCCCUCCUCCAUUCCACUCCUCUUUCCCCUUAUCCGCCCUCCCUUUUCCCGUCCCCUCACCAUGCUUCCUCCCGUUCAGCUCCCUCCUUAGCCUCCCACCUACCCUCCCUCCCUAGCCUCCGUCCUUUCACAGCAGACGUGUUUGAGUCACACAUCUUCCCCUCACCCCAUCCCCAUUUCCCGUGCUUCUCUCCCCUCCCAUCAGCUCCCUCCCGGGCGUCCCUCCCUUCACAGCAGGCGCGUUUGAGUCGCACGUCAACAGACACGCCUCCCGCCUGCCUAUCCCUCCUGAGCCUCCCACCCUUCACAGCAGGCGCGUUUGAGUCGCACGUCAACAGGCUCGCCUCCCGCCUUCCCGUGCCUGUUUUCCGAUCCUAUGGCACGGGCCUGCCAGAGAACCUCUUUCAUGCACGGGCGGGGAUGGCAAGAGAGGGGGGGAUGGUGAACAAGGAGAACCUCUUUCAUACAAGGAGCGCUCGCACUACCGUAUUAGGCCUCCCGCCCUUCACAGCAGGCGCCUUUGAGUCGCACGUCAACAGGCACGCUUCCCGCCUUCCCGUGCCUGUUUUCCGAUCCUACGACACAGGCUUGCCAGAGGCCCUGUUUGCUGCAGUGGAAGAUAUAGCAGCAGAGGGAGGCGCUGUGAACAUGCGAUACAAGGAUCAAUCUCGCUAUCACAUCUGGAUAGCAGAUACCGAGUUGGAUAUCGAGUACAAGGUCAUCUGUGUGCCUGACCCUGACAACUCUGGAAUUAUCCUCACUAAGGUGAAGCACAAUUCACUGCGCUAUGCAGUCGUUGACAUUGCUCGCCCCUCCAAAGCCAUUGACUUCCGCCUGCUGCUGCUGAAGGAAUCGAGGCUCUGCUCCCUCGAUACCUCCUUCUUGCAUCCCUGCUCCUCGCAUCCCUCCUCGCAUCCCUCCUCUGUUUCCCCUCUCUACUUCUAUCCAUCAGGAUGCCACCCGGACGCCACUCGGUCUGCGUGUGAGCUCAUAACAUCUACAGCAGUCAUCGACAGGAGUGCAAGAGGGGGCCUGCUCUGGCCAGACAUCACCACUGGCUUCGAUACCACCCUUCUCUCCUCGUCCUCAGCGUCAGCAUCACCAUCACCACCAUCAGCAGCAGCAACAGCACCCACUUCCGCUCCUGCUCCUUCCUCACAAUCAGUCUCAUCCUCGCCGCCACCCACUCGCUUCAGAGUCAUGGGCUGUUGGCAUCUGGACAAGUCCCGGGCGGAGUCGGGUGGACGUUUGUGGAAGCUGGCGCGGAUAAACGGGUUGGUGGCGGGGCAGGUUGGGAGCAGCCUGAAGCACCAGAUCGACCUGUGCCCCUUGGCAUGGCGGGAGACAACCAAGGGUCAUGAAGGCCCAAGCAACAGCACGAGUAGUUCACCCGUAGCCUACUCGGCGGCAUCUUGCUUCGACUCGAGCUUGCAGCAGGCAGCACCACAGUGGACUCCAGACAGCAUUCUUGCCGAUUGCCCCGCCCUCAUUAACUGGCUGCAGGAGCACUUGCCUUGA